AGCCUGACAGUCUGUUUCAAAUUUUUAUACACAUUGGUUUUAAAGAGUCUGAUUUUAUGCUUGUGUUUGCUUGAUUUUUCUUGAUUUUUAUUUUAAAUACAAAAUUUAUAUACCAUUAUGGACAAUGUAACUAAAUUAAAUCACAAUUCUGAUUUGAAAAGUUUUUAUCCUUCAAAAAAAUCCCUUCAUUCGCCACCGUCUAUAAAGCCGAUGUUGGAUGUACCAUGUUUGGCUGAGGAGUCGAGUUCAAAUAAACUUAGUAACUCUGUAGUGACAAUCGAUUUAUCUGAUGACAGUCUAAUUGAGUCUAGUGAUCUUAACGAGAUCAACAAUAAUAAAUGUGAAGGACAGCGUUUAAGUAUUAGCAGUGAUGACAGUGUCAAUACUCUUGUUCCAAGCCCUGCCAAAGAACCUCUCAAGCCUGCAAUCAAAAAAAUUUACACCUUUUCCGACUCUGACGAUGAUUCAUUUCUCGAUAUUCCACUGUCUCAAAGGAUUGGAUUAGGAGACAAAGUCACUUGUGACUCUAAUAAAGAUUCAAGUCCAAAUUUAGUAUCUCAGGAUGAAAACAGUAGGAAGGUAGAACUUAACUGGCUUGAUGAUGAAGACAGUAUUGAAGCAUGGACGUUAACUAAGGAUAAUAAUGAUACUAAAUCAUCCGAUGCCGAAAAAAGUUCUCCAAUAAAAUCCCGCCAAUCUUCUUUAGAUAAAGAUGUGUCGCCUUUCAAACAACCCAAGAUCACUAAAAAAAUUGAAAAGAGACCAUACCAAAGUGAAACUCCCCCACAUAUCUCUUAUACAUCUUUAAAAGAGAAAAAUUUGAAGAAUGAUCCUCCAUCUACUUCUGGAUUGAGCGAUGAAGAAGCGUACAAAAUAGAUGAUACGAUUACUCCGGCAAGAAAACGUCGCACCCCUGAAGAAAUAAGAAAGUUGAAAGAGGAAAAGGAAAGAAGAAAAGCCGAAAAGGCAGAGGAGAAAAAAGCCAAAGAAAAGAUGAAGAUGAAAGAGAAGGAGAAAAAAGCAGCUCUAAGAGAAGCUGGAAGAACCAAGUUAUUAACUGACUGUCAUAAGUUCUGUAAAACCUUUGUUGACAUUGCUUUAUUGGAAAAGUUCAAAAUAUCGGAUGAACUUCAAGCCAUUUUUAAAGAGAAAGAAGCACCACUUAUUUUGGACACUAAUAAUCCAGUCGAUUGCGGCAUUAGAUGGGUCAGAGAACAAAGAGAAAUGAUUGAAGAAGGAGAAGAUGACACAAGUGUCGUCAAUUUAAUACGAAAAGAUGUUGAAGCAGAUGUCAUUUUCAAAGUUUUACAUGCAACAGAGUUUAUUCCUUUGGUAAAUGUCUCUGUUUCCAAAAUUGAACUUGAAUCAAGUGAUGAUGAAUCCGACAAGGAGAGUUGUAAUCAGACUCUAUUUGAAUUUGUUACCUCUUUAUUAGAUGCUUAUGAUAAGAAUUUGACUUUGAUCUUUUAUGGAUACGAAAAAUAUUGGAAUCAACAAAAGAACCGAGAAAACCAAGAAUAUCGCGCUAAAAUGGGUAUGGCCAAGAAAAGAGUAACCAAAAAUAAGGACACUCUUCCAUUAAUAAAAAAGAGUGAACUAGACUUAGCUAUAUUCGAUCUGCAAGUUAAACUCAACGAAUCAUCAUAUUCAACUAAACAUGUCCACAUCAUUCAAUCUGAAACACCAGUCGAUCUCUGUAAUAUUAUUUGGGCUCAUACUCGUUCCACAGCAAUGUAUGUAAUCAAAAAAUCCCAACGAGAACAACAAGGACUUGAAUGGUAUGCUCAAAACGAUGGCUUUGGAUCAGUCGACAUCGUAGAGGACUCAGAUAUAACCUCUCUUUGGAUCAAACAGUUGAUGUCAUUUACCAAAAUGAGUCUUGAAAUGGCCAAAGCGGUUUCCGAAGUUUAUCCUUGUCUACAAUCUUUAUUAAGCGCGUACAAACUAUGUACAAACCAAGAAGAAAGGGAAAAUCUUUUAGGUUCAAUUGAAGUAUCUCGAAAAAAUUUGAUGACUGGAACCACUUCCAAAAAAUUAGGACCACAAGCUUCUCGACGAAUCUAUCAAUAUUUUACUACGCGCGAUGGUGAAGCUAUUAUUGAAUAAGCAUUUAUUGAAUGAUACAUUAUAUCACAAAAAAUAUGGCUACAUAUUGUAAAUAUUAUUAUUUUAAUAUCAUGAAAUCUUGUCAGAUAAAUAUUUAUAAAGAUUGCUUUACUUAGACUGCUUAAUGGCGUAUUUUUCGCAAAAAAAUACUUCAAUGACUUGAAUUGCCUGAUAAUUUUCUCUAAAUUAAUAAUUGAAAUUUCUUCGUGUACAAUUGAACAAAGAACAGUAAAAAACAAAGAAUCUUUAAUAGAUAAUGUUUGAUGUAUCAUACCAUGAUUUACUAGACAUUGAAAUUCUCGCCAGUUAUUGUAAAUUCGGAAAAGAUGAUAAAGAACUUAAAUCGUCAUAAAAAAUAUUGAAAUCAACUGCA
Molecule: messenger RNA, 2479 nt
Organism: Tetranychus urticae (two-spotted spider mite)
Lineage: Eukaryota; Metazoa; Arthropoda; Arachnida; Trombidiformes; Tetranychidae
Biological process (GO): replication fork processing; resolution of meiotic recombination intermediates; mitotic intra-S DNA damage checkpoint signaling
Cellular component (GO): nucleus; Holliday junction resolvase complex
Molecular function (GO): crossover junction DNA endonuclease activity
Source: RefSeq, a predicted model, not a curated record